This is a messenger RNA of Tarenaya hassleriana, 1064 nucleotides long. Its product is annotated as ethylene-responsive transcription factor 15-like. Bases 237 to 917 code for a protein of 226 amino acids. The record is from RefSeq and is a predicted model, not a curated record. The transcript is spliced from 2 exons. Gene Ontology annotation, biological process: ethylene-activated signaling pathway; regulation of DNA-templated transcription. Lineage: Eukaryota; Viridiplantae; Streptophyta; Magnoliopsida; Brassicales; Cleomaceae. Gene Ontology annotation, molecular function: DNA binding; DNA-binding transcription factor activity.
CGUGAAGAAUAAUAUUCAGCCAUAAUAUUCCGUGAUUUUACAGUGCUUCAAAUAAAAUAUGUUUAUUUUUACCCUUACAUUUUACUAACGUAUGAUAAUCCGCCAUGAUUUUGAAAUUUUUUUCCUGGCCGUUGCCGCUUCUUCACGCAAGCCCAAGCCCGGACCAUGGUUGAGUGGGUCCCACAGGAGAUGGGUAAAGCCGACGUGGCAGAUCUGUGCCAUGUCAUCAUCAGCUUAUGUCAGGUUACGUUAUUUUCAAACUCAAUGCCACUGCCAAAAAAAACACACAAGAGAGAGAGAAAGAAGAAAUGGAAUCAUCCUUAUUUCCAAAUUAUCAAAGACAAGAUUUCUCCUCCUCUUCCUCAUCCUCUUCCUUGAGCUCACAAGAAACGUCAUCGCUCUUUUGGAGUGACGAAUUCUUCUUCGAAGGAGAAUCCGGACUCUCCAUCCCUAAUCGCUACCAAACGAUCAAAGGAGAGGAAUAUAAUGUGGAAGGGAUAUCGAAGGGGAAAGGAGAGAGAUCGUACAGAGGAGUGAGGAGACGUCCGUGGGGGAAAUACGCGGCCGAGAUAAGGGAUUCGACGAGGAACGGGAGAAGGGUAUGGCUCGGAACUUUCGACACGGCCGAGGAAGCGGCCUUGGCCUACGACCAAGCGGCUUUCGCCCUCAAAGGCGCCUUGGCCGUUCUGAAUUUCCCGGUCCAUGUGGUCAGAGAAUCUCUCCAAAACCUCAAUCUAUUCGACGGAGGGUCCCCUGUCAUGGCCUUGAAACGGAUACAUUCCCUCCAAAGCCGGCCUCGGGGCAGAAAAGGAAGCAAAGACACGACAAAUCAAGAAACUGGUAAUGGCACACUUCUGGUUCUUGAAGAUUUGGGCGCUGAGUUCUUGGAACAGCUGCUCAUGAGUUCCUGUGAUUGAUUUCUUCGGGGAGAUGUUGUUUCUGUUUUUAUUUUUAUUUUUUCGGUUUCAUUCAUGGAUUAAAUAUGUAGCAUGGACAUUAUCCGAUGAAAAUUUCUGUCAAUGUAACGCCCAAAUAUCGUUGAAAGUGAAUCGAUAUUUUGUCAA